Messenger RNA from Tuber aestivum (summer truffle), 2003 nucleotides. NCBI's taxonomy places the organism in Eukaryota, Fungi, Ascomycota, Pezizomycetes, Pezizales, Tuberaceae. The record is from the annotation of a GenBank genome assembly.
CGGCGACACAAAUAAACCUGGGAACAUGCUUAGCAGCGAGGUUUAAGAGGAUGGGAGACCUAGGAGACCUCCAAAAAGCCAUUGAGCGUGGCGAGGAGGCAUUAGCUGCUACCCCUCAAGAUCACCACAAUCGAGCAGCCAUGCAACUCAACUUGGGAUCCUGGUUGUCUUCGAAGUUUGAGCGGACAGGAGACCUCGGAGACAUCCAAAAAGCCAUUGAGCACGGCGAGGAGGCAUUGACUGCUAUCCCGCAGGAUCACCCCGAUCGAGCAGGGGGACACAAUAACCUGGGAUCCUUUUUGUCUUCGAGAUUUGAGCGGCUAGGAGACCUAGGAGAUCUCCAAAAAGCAAUUGAACAUGCUGAGGAGGCAUUAGUUGCUACCCCUCAAGAUCACCCCGAUCGAGCACGUACACAGAAUCAACUGGGAUCCCGGUUGUGUUCGAGGUUUAAGCGCAUAGGAGACCUAGGAGACCCCCAAAAAGCUAUCGAGCACACCACGGAAGCAUUAGCUGCUACCCCUCAAAAUCACCCCGAUCGAGCAAGUAGAUACUGCAACCUGGGAUCCUUGUUGUCUUCAAGGUUCGAGCGGAUAGGAGACCUAGGAGACCUCCAAAAAGCCAUUGAUCACGCCCAGGAAGCAUUAGCAGCUACUCCUCAAGAUCACCCAGAUCGAGCAAGUAGGCACAAUAACUUAGGGUCCCGGUUGUCUUCAAGGUUUGAGCGGAUAGGAGACCUAGGAGACCUACAAAAAGCCAUUUAUCACGCCGAGAAGGCACUAACUGCUAUCCCUCAGAAUCACGCCGAUCGAGCCAGUAGACACAAUAACCUGGGAACCUUUUUGUCUUCGAGGUUUAAGCGGAUAGGAGACCUCGGAGACCUCCAAAAAGCCAUUGAGCACGGCGAGGAGGCACUAGAUGCUACCCCUCGAGAUCACCCACUCCGAGUGACUAUACACAAUAACCUGGGAUUCUUUUUGUCUUCGAGAUUCAAGCGGAUAGGAGACCUCGGAGGCCUCCAAAAAGCCAUUGAGCACGGCGAGGAGGCACUAGCUGCUGCCCCCCGAGACCACCCACUGCGAGCGACCUUACACAAUAACCUGGGAUCCCAGUUGUCUUCGAGGUUUAAGCAGAUAGGAGACCUCGGAGACCUCCAAAAAGCCAUUGAGCACGCCGAGGAGGCACUAGCUGCUACCCCCCGAGAUCACCCAUCCCAUGCGGAUAUCUGCGGUCUCCUUGGUUCACCUCUAGAAUCACGAUUCUCACGGCCUCACCCCGCGAAUGACCCAGAUAGAAGCCUCCGCCUACACAUUGAGGCCCACGCUUGCCGCACCUCGCCGCCCAGGGUGCGCAUUCACGCGGCUCGCAAAGCAGCUUCUUUACUAUAUUCAGCUGGAAAGUUUCGUGAACCAAUUUCCAUACUCGAGGAUGCAGUUAAUUUAAUGCCCAGUGUUGAUCUAAGGUUCCUCAAACGCGAUGACCCGCAGCACAUACUAUCGGAACUUUCCGGCCUAGCCUCAAUUGCUGCUUCUGUGGCUCUUCAGGCCAGCCGAGAAGCCUAUGAUAGUCUCAGGAUACUAGAGCUUGGUCGUGGGAUAAUUAUGGGCUUUUUAAUUGACUCAAGAUCCGAGGUUUCGGACCUCAAAACUGACCACCCACUCACAUUCGACCGAUUUCACCGUCUUCGAGUUGAGAUUGACUUGUCAACAGAUGGAAUCAACAGCACAAGUGGUGAAACACCCAAUAAACGCCAAAAUAUUAUAUCCAGACGGUGGGAUGCUGUCAAUGAGAUGGAAGAAACUCUAAGAUACAUCCGCAGUUUACCAGGCUACGCCGGAUUCCUGCUUCCACCUUCCCAGGAUGCACUGAUGAAAAUGGCAAUCAAUGGUCCAAUCGUUGUCUUCAACUGCACCACUUAUAGGAGCGACGCCAUAAUUGUCACCACCUCAGCUAUAACUUCAUUGGAACUUCCGAAAUUGACCUAUUACGAAACAAUCAGCCGAGUG